Molecule: messenger RNA, 1099 nt
Organism: Papilio machaon (common yellow swallowtail)
Lineage: Eukaryota; Metazoa; Arthropoda; Insecta; Lepidoptera; Papilionidae
Product: gastrula zinc finger protein XlCGF7.1-like
Exons: 7
Coding region: 134-1099 (321 amino acids)
Biological process (GO): regulation of transcription by RNA polymerase II
Molecular function (GO): RNA polymerase II cis-regulatory region sequence-specific DNA binding; DNA-binding transcription factor activity
Source: RefSeq, a predicted model, not a curated record
GAUUAUUGUUUCAAUGAACUUUUUAUUUAUGUAAGAUGUAUUCCACUUUAUAAAGAACAGUGUAUCUAAUUAAAAUCAUAAAACAUUCGAAACAAUUCAUUGACUGUACAAAUGUGUAUCCAAGAUUUUUAACAUGUCAAGUAAAGAUGCAAAAGUAUAUGUUUGUACUCAAGCUGGCUGUAACAACAAAUACAAUAGACCAUACAGAUUAGAACAACACUUGCUAAGUCAUUUAAAUAUUAAACCUUUUCCAUGCACAUGGGAAAAUUGUUGUAAGGCUUACUCAAACAAAAGUCAUUUGAAUCGUCAUAUAGCCAGUGUCCAUGAAAAAGAGAAAAAGAAUAUUAUAUACAGUUGCCCACAAUGUUGUAAAACUUAUUCAAAUAGACAAAAUCUAAAGAAGCAUAUAAGACAAAAGCAUGUGAUCAAUCUGCCGUUUGUGUGUGAUUGUUGUAAAGCACAAUGUAGAAAGAAACAUCAACUAAGUGCUCACAUGUAUAUACAUAAUGGAGUUAAAGCAUUCAGUUGUGAAAUUUGCUCAAAAGAAUUUGUUACUCUCUAUGAAAAGAAGAGACAUAUGCGAUGCCACAAAACCUAUACCUGUGAUGAAUGUUCCUCAACAUUUAACCAAUGGUCCAAGUACCAAAAGCAUAGAAAAUCUGAACAUUGUGCCAAAAAAUACAUUUGUGAUGAAUGUGGAAGAGCUUAUACUCAAAGAAUUCACAUUAUCCGACAUUUGAAGAUACAUUCAAAUGCCGAAAAUCUGAGAAGAACAUUUGCUUGUCCUUACUCAAACUGCUUCAGGCGUUACACAAGAAAUAGUAAUCUUACACAACACAUAUUAGUAAAACAUAAGAAACUCAAACAUAUUUGUAACAUUUGUGAAGCGGAUUAUAGCAGUCAGGCAAAAUUAAAGGAGCAUUUAAAAAUACACGAAAAUGGAGUUGUGCCAAGAAGAAAAGUAAAAUCAUUAGCAAAUGGACGUAAACACAGAAAAGAUAAGGAUACUCUAAAAGUGACGACUGCACUUAAACUUGCUGGAUUAACUGAAACGGUCCUUGAAAAAUGUAAAGUAUUCAACAAUACACAACAUCAAUAA